Molecule: messenger RNA, 1916 nt
Organism: Monascus purpureus
Lineage: Eukaryota; Fungi; Ascomycota; Eurotiomycetes; Eurotiales; Aspergillaceae
Source: the annotation of a GenBank genome assembly
CAGACAUUAAAUCCAUCGAGACAGCCAAGAAAAGAAACAUCAACAUGGACUUGAGCGUUUCCAGCGCCAUGGAGCCGCCCCUUUUCCCGCGGGGUUCUGGGCUGACUCGGUGGGUGUGGCGUUUCAAGGCUGAACCGCCCGAGUCGAGUCAUCUUUCGUCAACGUUAUUUCUUCUGCUUCAACCUUUUCCCGCUCACCCGCUCACUGCUGUUUGAAAACAGUUGUUCUGUCGCUAUAAUUACCAUUUUUAUUGUUAAUAUAUUCUUCAGGGAACACAAAAUUCCCCUCCUGUGACUCAUGUGUACACCACCGGCAUAAGAAAUCCUCUGUUCGUCACUCCCAACUUUCCCUCGCCCUCAACCCUCUCUCUAGACGUUCAGACCUCCUCCUUCUCCAUGGGAUUUUUUGACCACCUCCAGAAAGGUGGCUCAUUCUCACUGCAGGCUCAGAAGCCUCAGAUUCGCAAGGUUGUACAGGCGAGAGCAGCUCCGUCACGUUCGUCAUCUUUACAUGUCCCAACCCGCACGCCUUCGCGAAAUUCUCCGCUCUCUGAAAACGGAAGAAAAAUACCUGCCCAGAAGAAUCGGUCGGUCUCCACCGGCGCAGAAGCUCGCUUUUCGAAGGGCCGGUCCGACACGCCGUCUCGUAACCGCAAAAGACAUACUCCCGAGCAGCGACUCUCAAGCGACGACGAUGACGACGCUAACGAUACGGAUACCUCCUUCGACGUGCGCAAGCGGGCUAGAAUAAGUGAUAGUACGGAAAUAGAUCCCGAACGACGUGUGCGCUCACUCGAGGCCUUUUCCGAAGGGGUUCCAGAGUCUCUCCCAAGGGUCCAUGCUGCUGAAAUCGCAUCUCUGAAGCAGACGGGGAAAUACCGACGCGCCUUCGGGCAGACAGACAAGUCGGCAGAAAUUUUCCUACAAUAUCCCAGCGCUUCACGGAAGGAAAGGUACAACUUAGUCCUUCCGCGAGAUGACGAUGACUUUAAACCCAUUGACGAAAUCGUCCAAGUAAUAGAGACCGUUUCGCAGAAUCAUAUCCCUGAGGAAGAUGCGGAUGAAUUCUCGAAUGAAUCCACUGGGAUAAACCGGAGGUUACGACGUGCGCUGGCCCAUGUGUCUGAGACGCAGUUCCGGCAGGUUGUGGCGGACUAUAAUCGCGCGAUUGAACGUAUAAGGGUGAAUGGGGGCAUUUCAAAACGGCUUGAUGCUACCAAACGACUGCCUCUGUCUCUUGUUGAGCGGAUUCUAAACCAGACCUACUCACGGACCGUUUCUCCUCGCGUCGAUGCCCUUCGACAGUAUGAGAAUGGGACGGACAACGUGUAUGGCGAACUUCUCCCACGGUUUAUCAGCACGAUCUUUAAGGAGACUGGACUGAGGUCGGGUCAAGUCUUUGUCGACCUGGGCUCCGGGGUGGGCAACGUGGUUCUACAGGCCGCACUGGAAAUUGGGUGCGAGAGUUGGGGGUGCGAAGUGAUGCAAAAUGCAAGUGAACUUGCGCAACUUCAACAGGCCGAGUUUGAGACACGAUGUAGACUCUGGGGCAUUCAACCAGGAAAGACGCAUCUUAUUCGGGGCGACUUCCUCACGGAAGAAAGCAUCAUCCGAGUCUUGAAACGGGCGGACGUCGUCUUGAUUAACAACCAGGCGUUCACGCCGCAGCUGAACAACGAGUUGAUCAAUCACUUUUUGGAUAUGAAGGAAGGCUGUCAGAUUGUCUCGCUCAAGUCGUUUGUCCCUGCUGGUCACAAAAUCCAGUCCCGGAAUCUCAAUUCCCCCAUCAACUUACUCACUGUGAAGCAGAAGAACUAUUGGUCCAAUAGCGUCAGCUGGACUGAUGUUGGUGGUACAUAUUUUAUUGCCACCAAGGAUAGCUCGAAGUUGAAGGCAUUCGUGGAAAAUAUGGAGUGA